GAAAUGUAGUCUGCCUGUCUACGUAAACAACUGCACAGACAAGUCAUUGGCCCACAUAACUUUUAAUUGCUCAUGGUUAAAAGAUAAGAUCGAAGAUGUUCAAGAAACUUAAGGACAAGCUGACAGAGGAAGUGAAGAUUCCCUCGCAGAAAUUCACGCAGUCUAUGCAGCAGCUGGCUCAGGCUGUGGUCUCUCCUGUAAGCAGCAACAAUGCCACAUUUGACACUGCAUCAAAUGACAACUUCAGUAUUGAUGGCGAGUUUGACGACACACCAGAAGGUACCCCUGUGAAGAAAGGGCCUUCAGAAGGUGGGGUGGCUUACAGGGGUGGACAGGCUACCCCUCUGGGAAAUUCGUUUGACACUGGCUCUGGUGCUGGGUUCAUGCGUGUGGAUCUACAACAAGAUAGUAGCACACCGAAAAUGCCCUUUGGUGAUACAUUAGGACGACUGCGCUCGUCAUCUGUCAGCUCAUUCGCAUCUGAUUCUUCCUUCAUGUUUCCAGUUCUGGAAUCUUCCGGUUCAACAUACAAUUUUCAGUCAGAUUUGGAGUCUUGCAGUGAGGCAUCAGAAUCAGUUGGGCCAAAUGUUAAUAAGGAGCAGCUUGUUGUUGCUUACCAAAAAAUACAACAGAAGUACCACAAGUACAAAGGUCGGUAUGCCGACUUGGCUCGCCAUUACAGAGACCUAGAACGUGAUAACAAAAAUGCCAAGCACAUACUUACUGAAAGUCAGGAUAAAGCCUUACGCAGGAUGGCUGAGUUGAAAGAGCAGUGCAACUUGGAGAAGCAAGCUAAAGCACACUUGGAGGAGGCAUUGAGGUCUGAUUUGGAAGAGAAAGAUCAUCUGAUAGAUACUUUAAAAACCAAGUAUUGUGAUGCCGAAUUGCAGAUCAAGCUGUUGCGAAGCCAAGCAGAGCAGACACUGACACAAACUGAAGCGCAAGCAGAGGCAAAUUCGUCACUCUCUGUCACUGAUGAAGGCGAACCAACUGCAGCCAAACCAUCGGGGCAGGAGGAUCUUCUGACUGGUGGAGACAGCACCUCUGCAGUCUCCUCCACUGCAGUACUUCUUACUCCUGAACCUGCAAACAAUGCGGACACUGAGAAUGUUGCUUUGAAAGAGAAACUCAAGAAAUUGGAAUCUUUACUUCAUAAGUGCAAAGAAGAUAUAACAAACAAACGAGAGAGUAUCAAGCAACUGGAAGCAGACAAGAACACUGCUAAUGCUAAAAUUGAGGCCAUACAACAACAGCUUGUUGCCAUUCAGAAAAGAGAAGAAGAGGCCUCUUUAUCAUUGGCUAAAAACAAGCAAACAAUUCACCUAGAAUUAGAGUCCAAGGAAGAUGAAAUAAAGAAGCUCAAAGUACAGUUGACAGCAACCAAUAAUAAAGUUUCCAAACUUCAAAGUGAAUUAUUAAAGUUCCAAGAGGACUCCAAAAAGGAAUUGUCUUUAGCUAAAGAAGAGGCCAGGAAACCUUUAAAAGCAGAAUUAGAAGAAGUCAUCGCUCAAAGUAAGAACCUUCAAGAGCAUCUUUCUUCUAAAGAGACUGAGUGUAAAGUAUAUGAAGACAGAAUGUUAGAUGCAAUCAAGAGACUGGAAGAAAAUGAGGCUCAACUGAGUCCUUUACUGAAGGCCAAAGAAGACUUGGAACUGAAGUUUGAACAAAAUACAACAUUGUUACAGGAAGAAGUGUCUCAACUUCAAAACAGUCUUCAAACUUUGGCAGGUAAAGAAUGCAAGAUUGAACAGCUAAAACCAAUUUUGGACUCAGUUCAGAAACUGCAUGGACUCCAUAAACUGUUGAAAGAUGAUGUCAGUAACAUACAAAGUGAAAAUAUAGCUAUGCUGGACCAACACAAGCAACUUAUCCAAGAGAAAAUAUCAACAACUAUGUCAAACUUGACACAAGAAUAUAACAAAGUUUCUUCAGAACUGGAUGUUUACAAGACUGAAUCCGAGAAUGCCAGAGAGUCUCUUGCUUCUGUGAGCAACAAAUUUGUGCUUUUAGAACAGACACUAUCGACAGAAAAAAGUGGUGUGGAAUCAAAAAUGACUGUUUUAGAGAAAGAGUUAAAGAAAGCAGAGGAGAAAAUUGCUGAUCUAGAGGCAAGUUUGAAAUCUGAGAGGUCCUCUAGCAAAUCGAACCAGGAGGAGUCCUCAAAGAAAUUGGUUGUUCUUGAAAAUGAACUUAGUGAAGAAAGAAGCAAAGUCAACAGUUUAAAGGAGCAUUUUAAGGCUGCUGAACUCUCAUUAAAAUCAGCAGUUGAUGAGUUGAACUCUAAACUGAAGAAUUUGGAGCAAGAAAAAGCCCGGCUGAAGCAAGACUAUAUCAAUCAAAAGGAAAAAUAUGAUUCUGCUUUAAGUAGUUCAGAUCAAUUGCAGCAGCAAUUAGAAAUGCUCACCCAACGAAAUGGUGAAUCAAUAAAUGAAAUGACAAGCUUAACUAGGAUUCUGGAUGAAAAGACUGCUCUUAUCGAUAAACUUGAAGGCACUGUUUCGGAACUGGAACUAAGCCUACACUGUGCAGUAAGUGAGAAGGUUGAGUUGGAAGAUAAAUGGACUAUGCAAGAAUCUAUACUGGCUGCUCAAAUUGAAGCAAUGGAGAAAAAAUCCCAAGAAGUAAAAGACCUUAUCCAAGACAUGAGAGAAAAGGAAAUAUCUGUAUCUAGUAAAGAAAGUAGCAAAGUUACAAAACUAGAAAUGGAAAUUAGAGAAAAAGAACAGCACAUGGAAAACCUUCAAAACAAAUUACAGUGUUUUGAAACAGAUAUAGAAAACUUAUCCAGCAGAAAUUCUGAGCUGCAGGAGAAACUUGGGACUUUUGACAAAAAGUGCCAAGAACAAACAUCUCUUAUUUCUACAUUGCAGGAUGAAAAUGGCAAAUUAACGCAGUCUAUAGAACAACUGCAAUCUGAUGUCAAGGCUAAGUCUGACCUCAUUACAGAUCUGGAAAAGAACUGUGCUGAACUUAAAAACACUGUUGCUUUGGGAUCCGAGCAGUCAGCUCUCAUUGAAAAAUUGCAGGGAGAGGUGAACCUUUCAAAGGAGGAAUGCCAAGUUUUGAGAGUGAAGAGUGAAGAAGCUGUUCAAGUUAGCUCCAAACUCAAAGAACAACUGCAGUCAAAAUCUGAAGAGAGUGCUAACCUAACACAUGAAGUACAGAGGCUCAAUCUUGCACAUUCUGAUGUAAUGAAAAUGCUGCAACAAAAAUCAGAUGACAUCUCAAGCAUGGCUGAUAAGAUCAAUAAGUAUGAUGAGUUGAAAUUAAAACUAGAUUCUAUUGAAAGGAAGCAAAUGGAUGAUGCUGAUGAAUUGACCAGCCAAAGCAAAGAAUGCACGAAACUGAAAGAAAUUAUUGAAGGCCUUCAAAAGGAGAAAAUAAAGAUCAUGGAAGCAUUGGAGGAAAAAGAAAAUAAGAUACAAAAUAUUACUUCACAGUUGGAAUCUAUGAAAAAAGAAUACAAUGACCAAUCCAAAAUCGUGCACGAUAAAAUUGAAGAGUGCACCGCGUUGGAGACAAAGUUGACAAGUUUAGCCUCCGACAAGGAAAGAUUAGUCGAGUUGCUGAGACAAAAGACAAUUGAAUGUGAGGACAAAGAAGACAAACUUGACAACCUAGCUGAAGAAAUGAAGAGGGUUGAGGAACUAAGUCAGGAACUACACCGAAUUAAUGAUGACAGGGAUGCUAAUGUAGAGGUGCUGAGCACAGAGGCAUCAAGCCUAGCUGAGAAAGUUGAAGAGCUCACAAUCACUACGCAAGAAUUGAAAGAGCGUGAAGUUGACCUCCUAGGCAAGCUCCAAGUUGCUCAAAACCUAGAGGCGGAGUACCUUUCUACUAAACAACGAGAGGAAUUGCUUUUAUCAAAACUGAAUGAAGCCAAAACUUUUGAGGAGGAACUCAAGGCCAAGGAGGAGGAGCUCCUUGUCAAGUCAAACAAGAUCAAUGAACUUGAAGAGGAAAACCAAAGGUUGAAGGAAGCUGGACAAAAUCUCACACAGUUAAUUGAUCGUGCCAAAGAGGCAGAAGCAAAGUGCACUCAACUUCAGGAUGAUGGCGCUGGUCUUCUUCUCCGUAUUCAAAAAGCAGAAGAGUCUGAAAUUCGGUGUUCCCUGCUGGAAGAAGAGUUGGAUGCUUUGAAGAAGGAAAAGACCGAGUUAUCUCUUGAAGUAGAAGCGUUACAUGCCAAAGCAGUUCACCAAGAAAAUACAUCAGCUGACAAAAACUCUCUUGUCUCUAAAGAACCUGUCGUUGAAGAACCUUGUGUUGUCAAACAUUACGCAGAGCUUACUGAAAGUGAACAAAGUUCAGUUGCUAAUGAAUGGCAAGAAAAGUAUAACCAGCUUUUGGAGCAACACAAUGCAGCCAUGCAGGAAAACUCAGAUAUUAUCGAGAGAUUAACAGAAGAGAACUUGAUGGCGACCUCAGGCAGAGCUUUCAAACAAAAAGAACGUUUAUGGGACCGCCAGGACCCUGUAACUGAUGGGAGCAGUAAUGGUUCAUUGAGCUUAGUUGAGAAGCUGCAACAACAGCUUGCUGUUGCAUCAAAUCAACUGAAGGAAACUAAAAAGCUGCACCGGCAAGAGGUUGAUGACCUUCGAAGAAUACUUUUGAAUCAUGGUUCAAGCAGUAACCAUGUAAGUUCCAGAUCAGAUAAUCUUGAAGACGCAACAGAACUUGAAUACUUGCGAAAUAUUUUGUAUGAGUAUAUGAUGGGAAAAGAGCCUAUGAUUCUGGCAAGAGUCAUAGCUGCAGUUGUGAAAUUCGACUCUGAUCAGACUAGUAAGGUUCUGCAAAAGGAGCAACAAAGAUUAUCCUUGCUUGGGCAUCUGGGAAUAUCAUGAUUAAAUAUGUGAUUUAGAUUAAUGUUUUAUAAAUAUACAUUUCAUAGAAGAUUCAUAGAAGAUGACUUAACUCUUCUUUGACUGACUUUGCAGUUGAUGAUGUAACUUACUAUUCUAUGCUGUUAAUCAAACCUUUAUACAGGUUACAUUUUUAUGGCUCACUUGAGUUCAUGUGUGCUAAAUUGUGUUAAGAAAAAUAUACUUAGCUCUUAUACUUUCUCUAAUCAUGUUAUAAUAUCUGCCAAGAGUUAAGCUGUGCUUGGAUGUACUACUGUCUUGAUGACAGAAACACAUUAAUCAAUUUGUCCAUUGAGUCCCUCCAUGAAACAAAGGGCGUUAAGCUUUAGUUUAAAAUGAGCAACCUGGUCUGUGUGACACAGUAUAGUGCCGUUCCACAACAUAGCAGAAAGCUAUGCUCUACUUGUGUUGAACUCUAAUGGUCAUUGGUUUCCAUGUCAAAAUAAUUUUGUGACAGUCUCACGAGCACCAUUCACAACCUUAGAAAACUGUGGGCAACAGUUUUAAGAGGUCUAUGAUGGAGCUUCCUGCUUUAUUAGGACAUGGCACCAGGCUAUGCCACAGAGGCCAAGUUUGUCAUGAACUACACUAUGUUAUGGCUAGUGGUGUUCUUAAUUUUAUGAUACAUCUUUAAUGACGUACAGUGAUAUUAUUUAUUUUGUGUCUGGUUAUGAUAUUUAGUCAAGCAAUGCUAAACAAUGUAGUACAUUCCUUCAUGGGGACCCAUCUAGUCGUGUAAUUUAGCAACCUUCUUCUGUUAUGACUUGAUCCUAAUUAUUUAAUUUUUAGUUGUUGAUGUUUGGAAGCUUUAUUGAGUCGAGUUUAUUCACAUGUUCUCGAUUUUAUAUUAUUUUAUUAUCUUAAGCUCUUGUUAACCCAAAUACUGACUUGUCACAAAAUGUAAUAUAGCUUAAAAAUAUAUUUUGUGUGCUAUUGGUCAAUUGAUGCAAAAACUGGACAGCUGGGUUGUUUCUAACUUUGUUUUUGCUUGUUUAGUAUGCCUCCUUAUCCCAAGUUAUUCUGUUUUGCUAUUGUACUGUUACCAGACUCUCAUGUCCAAUUGAACUGAACUGCUUAGUGGCUUCGUAGGACUUCCAUUACCCUUCCAUUAAGUAUGAAUAUAUUUUAAACUAUUGCUCUAAAUGUGGGACCACAAACUGUACUAAGAUGACACUUUUAUUGGUCUGUGUUUUAUCUUGGUCCUGAUCCUAUAAGUCCACAUUGUGCUUGCUUCCAAUUCUACUUGGUUUUAUCCUAGCCUCCUUUUUGUGGUGUGCCAUGCCUAAAAAGUGCUUUUGUUUCUGUAAUUAUUCAUUUCUAUUCAACAUAUCGAGACAGGGGCGUUCUAAAGAAUGCAGAGUUUUGUUUUCAAAUUCAAUUAUUUUUUCAAUUCAUACUACUGUACUCAUAUUAACAAAAUUGUUCAUUGUUUAGACUUUGAAAUGUUGAGAACAGUGCGUGCAUGAGGGUAGAAGGCGCCUGUCACUGUCCAUCCCGCAUUUGACAUUGUUUUCUAUUAUAGAGGUAGAGGAGUGUAAUUAAAGAUGAAAUGUGGGUAGAGAAUCUAUUAUAUUCUAAUAUCCGGCAAACAAUGUAUAAUCAGGUCGAGAAAUAAAAAAUAUUUUUCAAAAAA
Molecule: messenger RNA, 6495 nt
Organism: Thrips palmi
Lineage: Eukaryota; Metazoa; Arthropoda; Insecta; Thysanoptera; Thripidae
Product: golgin subfamily A member 4-like
Exons: 17
Coding region: 96-4844 (1582 amino acids)
Biological process (GO): Golgi vesicle transport
Cellular component (GO): Golgi apparatus
Molecular function (GO): small GTPase binding
Source: RefSeq, a predicted model, not a curated record